UCGCGCAGGAGAGUCUUCUUCGAGUCCACAACGAACAUGGCUGCUGCGGUCAGGAUGAGGACGUGGAGCCGUCCGAGCAGAGGAGUUCUCUUCCCGUGCGGAGUCCUGUUCGUCGUUUUAGUCUGCAGCAGCAUGAACGCAGUCGACGCCGCCCCAGAAACUGGCCUGUGGAGAAUCACCGUUGUAAAUACCUCAAGACCACUGCUGUUAAGGAAAUCCAUGUAUACAGACACUGAUAUUGAAUUGAAAGUUGUGUCUUUUGGCUGUCCUGAGGAGGUGACCUUCACUAUUCACUGGUUAUUAAAAUACUACCCCUGUCAUAAUGAGUUCAGCAACAUUGAUGAAAUGUACGAGAGAACACCUCUGAGUCGCGGGGAGAGUCUGGAUCCAAAUCCCCUGGGACAAGGAGAGUUCAUCGAACACAAGCACAGUCCUGUGACAUGUAACACUUUGCUGCGCUCUUUCCCGAUGCUAAAAAAAGCCAAGGCAGACCCUCGUCCAGUCAUUCCACCUGUCGAGGGCAAAGUGCCAGAUGAAAAUGAAACCAGAUUGAUUACUGAGGAGUAUGAGAGCAGCAGUACCACCAAGAACCGCAGUGUAAAUAUCAAAGAAAACAUCAUAGCCACCACAUGGAAGGACGGGCCUUACCUGCUGGUGGUCAAGAUCGUGCCCAGUAAACAAGAUGCUAACUGGAAUUUAACAGUUAAUGUGGUGAUGAAAGGCAGCCAUGGCUACAUUUCUAUCACAGAAUGGCCUCUCAUGAUUUUCUACAUGGUGAUGUGCAUAAUGUACAUCCUGUACGCCCUGCUGUGGUUUGUCUGGGCAGCGUGUUACUGGAAGGAUCUGCUGAGGAUCCAGUUCUGGAUAGCGGGGGUCAUAUUCCUCGGGAUGGUGGAGAUGGCCGUCUUCUGCGCCGAAUAUGAAAACACCAAUAUUGUCGGCUCUGCUUCUUCAGGCUUGUUGAUCUUUGCAGAGCUGGUCUCUGCCCUCAAGAGGACUUUGGCUCGAUUGCUUGUCAUCAUUGUCAGUCUGGGCUAUGGCAUUGUAAAGCCUCGACUUGGGACUGUGAUGCACAGAGUUGUGGGGCUCGGUAUCCUCUACUUUGCCUUUGCCAGCAUUGAAGGUGUCCUGAGGAUAACUGGGGGUAGAGACAAUGGCCCCGCUGUCAUUACGGCAAUUUGUCUGGCUGUGCUUGACUCCUGUGCCAUCUGGUUCAUCUUCGUCAGCCUGGCACAAACCAUCAAGACUUUGAAGCUGAGGAGAAACCCGGUCAAGUUGUCUCUCUACAGGCACUUUACAAACACACUGAUAUUUGCUGUGAUUGCCUCCAUCAUUUUUAUGGGUUGGACAGCAAAGAAAUUUCGGCUAGCAGAUUGCCAGUCGGAUUGGAUUGAGCUGUGGGUGGAAGAUGCUUUUUGGAGGUUCCUGUUCUCCAUCAUUCUGCUCGUCAUAAUGUUCUUAUGGAGACCGUCUGCCAACAACCAAAGGUACGCUUUCACACCUCUCAUCGAUGACUCUGACGACGAUGAGGAGAUCGAGGAGUUCAUCGCCUCUACAAACAUCGCUGAUGGCAUUAAGUUGAGAGCAACUAAAAGUGAGACAAAUGGCACAGUGAAGGCUGCAGAAACAAACGCAGAGGAUGAUUUGAAGUGGGUGGAGGAUAACAUUCCCAGCUCUCUGGCUGAUGUAGCUCUACCUGUCCUGCUCGACUCCGAUGAGGAAAUCAUGACGACAAAGUAUGAGAUGUCAAAGUUGGAGUGAGGAAAAACAUUACCAGGCUUCAGCUGAACCAAACUGAGGUUUCCUCCAGUCGGACGGUGGUGGUGGUGCAGUGCCAUUUAGCUUUUCAGGGGCUCCUCCUGAAUGUCUGCUUCGCAGGGUGGUGCAGGUCACAAUUCGUGAGGACCUCUGCUCAUUUCCUCAACCUCUCGAGAACAAAGAACUGUACCAGAGGAAGACUCGUCCUUUCACUGACCAACUGGUUCACCGUUUCCCUGAUAAGAUGAGUUUGAGGCUUUCAUUCCAAAGAGAAUGUUUAAUUUUGUUUAACGUGCUGUAUUUAUUUCCGUUACUCCGAUGUGAAUUUAUUUUAUCAGAGAAUUGAGGACCACGUGCAUGGAAGAACUUUUAAAUAUGCAUUAAGUGUCUUUAUGAGGGUCCCUUCUUUUUCAAAAAAAAAAUGUCUAUGAUGGGGUGAAAUAAUGAAAAGGCCUUUUUCUCAGUAAUUAACAAAGAGAAGGAUGAUUGAUGACUGAUUGAUUUCAAACAGGAUCUUUCUUUAUAUAUAAGUAGUUAAGUUUGCAAAAGUUAGAGAAUCGCUGUGUCCUUCAUGUGACUUUGUCUGAAGCAUAUUUUUUUUGUUGUUGUUGCCAGCACCUGAAAUUUGACACCAAGGAAAUUGUGAAAAUUAACACAACUUUGAAUAGAACAUUUGCUCUUAUGCACUUUGAAGAUCAAAACUGUGCCUACACGUAGUACUUGUACCCGACCUAAUAUGUUCAGGAAUCUGAGAGUAAAAUGUAUAAAAAAAGUGUUGUUCACGUCUUACAUUGAAAACUACCCGGCAUCCUCCAGUAUUGGUGUGCGAGUGAUUGUGAGAGGGACGAGGGACGAGGCUCAGCUGUUAAAUUUUAAUCGAAAUGUUGCUGGGAAGUGGCGUUUUCCCGUCGUGUUUUGAAUCUAAUGUAAGUGUGGGUGGCCUGGUUUUUUUGUCCUCUGAAAUAAGGAGCAAUAUACUGUAUAUGUGUUGGUAUGGUGAUGAAAUCAUUUAAUUAUUUAUUUGUUUUUCAAGUGUACUUAUAAGUUGUUAAAGCGUGUGUUAAAACAAGUGUGUUUACAAUGUGUGCUUCCAUUUUUUAAUGACUCGGAUCCGGCACGGUCUCAUGAUGUAUUGGGCAACGACUGCAAACGUCAGCCUGUUACUUAUUUCUUGCAGUGUUUGUUUUCUUUGCCGCUAAAAUGUGGUGUUCCAGAGACAUUUUAAUAACAUUCAUGUUCUUUCAGAAAGUCUUAAUACGUUUAUUUUCUGUGGGUUCCUUUGAAAAAGAAAAUGGCGUGGUAUUUUUUAUGUCAAAGUUGUUUUGGUGUUGGAACACUGUCGCCGUCAAAUUUAUUUUUGUUGUCUCGAGUAAACGUGACUUCCGUUCAUUUGUCCAGGCCAUAACUUGUCAUGAUACACUCCUUAAAGAUCUGUGGUCAGCUCCAGCACAAGCUGAUCGUCUGAAUGGGUUUAUAAUGUCACUUCCAACUCUGGUUGGAAACAUGGAACAAUUGUGUUUACGAUGACACACUGUCCUUCGGUUAUAUAAAACCGCAGACACCUGCAGUGGACCUUUGAUUAUUUGUUCAGAUGGGUUGUGGCUCAUUCCUGUUGUUUCGUAACUCCAGAUGUGGAGCAGUGUCUGGAUAAUGUGACCUUUUUCUUUCUUUCAUUUUAUUAUUAAUUUUCAUGAGUGUCGUGAAGAACUGGGCUUAAACUUGUCAUACCAGCAGUCUUCUUCUCCCUUCCUUCUCAGGAAGUUUGUACACUCAGAUGAAAUAGGAAAUGAAUACAGGAGAAUCUUUGUUUCCUGAUCUAUGAUUUUCAGUAUUGUUUUGGCAAUAAAAACUCACUACAUAUUUUUCAAUGGA
Messenger RNA from Scophthalmus maximus (turbot), 3630 nucleotides. It is a transcript of the gene tmem87b, whose product is annotated as transmembrane protein 87B. The coding region runs from base 37 to 1761 and encodes 574 amino acids. NCBI's taxonomy places the organism in Eukaryota, Metazoa, Chordata, Actinopteri, Pleuronectiformes, Scophthalmidae. Gene Ontology annotation, biological process: retrograde transport, endosome to Golgi. The transcript has 19 exons. Gene Ontology annotation, cellular component: membrane; Golgi apparatus. The record is from RefSeq and is a predicted model, not a curated record.